This is a messenger RNA of Clarias gariepinus (North African catfish), 2103 nucleotides long. RefSeq names its product voltage-gated potassium channel subunit beta-2. The record is from RefSeq and is a predicted model, not a curated record. Gene Ontology annotation, biological process: potassium ion transport; regulation of potassium ion transmembrane transport. Gene Ontology annotation, molecular function: voltage-gated potassium channel activity; potassium channel regulator activity; transmembrane transporter binding. Gene Ontology annotation, cellular component: cytoplasm; membrane; voltage-gated potassium channel complex. Lineage: Eukaryota; Metazoa; Chordata; Actinopteri; Siluriformes; Clariidae. Bases 545 to 1822 code for a protein of 425 amino acids. The transcript is spliced from 14 exons.
AGAGUGGUUUUUCCCGCAACAGCGCGCGCGCGCGUGUGUGAGAGAGAGUUGAGCGCGUGGACUUACUCGGCUCACGCCCGUUUGGUGGAUGAAGCGCCGCGCGCACGAACCGGCUCCGUGAGGAUCUCACGCGCUCGUGCACACCGUGUCUGCGGCGGGAGUGUGUGUGUGUGUGUGUGGCGCAUUAUUAUUAUUAUUAUUCCAGCACGCGGAGGGAUAAAGAAAUGAUUUCUCCUGAACCGGGAGCGCGCGCGGUGUAAAGAAUGCGCGCGGCGGAGGAGCGCGAGCGACACACCGGGAGAGAAGCGCGAGCGCUGAGUGACGCGGACACGGCGGAGUUCCAGGCGCGCGCUGGCUGACCGUCUGGGAACCACAGCUGGACAUUUUCUGUUGCGCACACACACACACACACACACACACACACACACUACUGCAGAAUCUGAAACACAAGCGGGCGAGACGGACCUGCAGACACACACACACACGCACACACACGCGCAUUCCCGCAGUCCCUCCGUGUCCGUGUGUGUGACCGGCGGUGAGGAUGCAGGUGUCGUUCGCGUGCACGGAGCACAACCUGAAGAGCCGGAGUGAGGACCGGUUAUGCGGGCUGCGCGCGGCCCCGCCGCCGGGGGGCAGCAGCGGGGGCGGGGGGGGCUCAGGGGGCGGCGGGGGCUGUGGGGGAGGGGUGGAGCGCAGCAGCGUGCAGGUCAGCAACGGGAAUUACGCACCGCAGAACUCCGUGAAAAUCCGCGACGUCACCGGGUCACGAGGUGUGACGCAAGGCCACGCCCACAUGAAGGAGGCGUUUGGCCGACACAGCAACAUGAAGUACAGAAAUUUGGGGAAAUCAGGCCUCCGCGUGUCGUGCUUGGGCCUCGGGACGUGGGUGACGUUCGGCUCGCAGAUUUCGGACGAGAUGGCAGAGAGCCUGAUGACCAUAGCGUAUGAGAACGGUGUGAACCUGUUUGAUACGGCCGAGGUGUACGCUUCAGGCAGAGCUGAGGUCACUCUAGGUAAUAUAAUUAAGAAGAAAGGAUGGAGGAGAUCCAGUUUUGUGGUUACGACCAAAAUCUACUGGGGAGGACAGGCGGAGACAGAGAGAGGCUUGUCCAGAAAACACAUCAUCGAAGGUCUUCGAGGCUCUUUAUCGAGACUGCAGCUGGACUAUGUGGACAUCGUCUUUGCAAAUCGGAACGAUGUGAACAGUCCAAUGGAAGAGGUGGUGCGCGCGAUGACGUUUGUCAUAAACCAAGGCAUGGCCAUGUACUGGGGGACGUCCCGCUGGAGCGCUAUGGAGAUAAUGGAGGCGUACUCUGUUGCUCGACAGUUCAAUCUGAUCCCCCCGGUGUGUGAACAGGCCGAGUAUCACUACUUCCAGAGGGACAAGGUGGAAGUGCAGCUGCCCGAGCUCUACCACAAAAUCGGUGUGGGGGCGAUGACCUGGUCUCCGUUGGCGUGUGGUUUGAUCACCGGGAAAUACAGUGACGGAGUUCCAGAAUGUUCUCGAGCUGCAAUGAAAGGCUAUCAGUGGCUGAAGGAGCGCGUUCACAGUGAAGAAGGCCGCAGACAACUGGCUAAAAUCAAAGAGCUCCACCUGCUGGCGGACAGGAUCGGUUGCACCGCCGCACAGCUCGCUAUCGCCUGGUGUUUGCGCAGUGAAGGUGUUAGUUCUGUAUUGUUGGGCGUCUCAAACACAGAUCAGCUACUGGAGAACUUAGGAGCACUUAGGGUUCUCUCUCAGAUGACUCCUCAGACGGUAAGCGAGAUCGACGCUCUGCUGGGGAACAAGCCUCACUCCAAGAAAGAGUCGCGCGCGUGAGGACAGGACGAGACGGCGAGAAUGAGCUGGCGAGGACCGAGUGCGACCGGGACGAACAGACGGCUUUCGCUUCCUCCCCUUCCUGUGUACUCCAUCUCCCUGCAUGGCUCCCGCAAACCACCGGGCUUCCAGAACGAUCUGAACCAAACCCACUCCUGAUCUUUUAUACACGUGUUCCAGACACAUCGCUAUGACGAUAACUAAGGAGAGUUUUUACUCCCGCGUCGAGAAAAAAAUUAGACAAAUAUUUUAAUGAGAGAGAACAUCAUGUCUUCCAGGUG